Messenger RNA from Hypanus sabinus (Atlantic stingray), 4068 nucleotides. It is a transcript of the gene atosb, whose product is annotated as atos homolog protein B. The record is from RefSeq and is a predicted model, not a curated record. The transcript is spliced from 13 exons. Lineage: Eukaryota; Metazoa; Chordata; Chondrichthyes; Myliobatiformes; Dasyatidae. Bases 662 to 2710 code for a protein of 682 amino acids.
GGCCGGAAGGAAUGUAUGUGUACGGAAGCCAGUGUGGGUCAAGCGAUGUAUGGAGCUGGGUUUGUUUCACCGAGCUGGAAGGGAGGAGAUCGUAGAAAUUAGGAUACAGCGGGUUGGACGGUCCCCAGGUUAGUUGUGUUGAGUGUCGAGGGGAAGGGAACGAUAGACAGAAGCGGGCGUUCCUCUGCCUUGUUUUCCAGCCACUUGAGCCGGCUGUUAGUUUCAGGAAGGAGUUAAACUCCCGACUUGCUACAACAGAUCAGCUGUGAGCUCUGCUCCUGCUCUGUGAAGGUUGGGCAAGAGUGCAACUGCCCUUCUUCACCCUUCACAAGGAACUGAAGAUACUGAUGAUGUGACCAAUGACUUAUUGUGUGAUGGUUCUGAUGACUAAGAUCUCCUGUGGAUUUCUGUACCUUGUUUGAAAAUGUGUAAGAAUCAGCUGUAUGGGUUCUUGUGAUACAACAAAGAUUAUUUUCUUUCGAACUCUCUGAUUUGUGGAACUGUUGCACAAGCUUGAAGGUUGAACAGCUCAUUGGCAGUUGUCGAACAUAUGAUAACAUGAAAAUGAUCAUCAAAUGAUGUCCACCUCCAGUAUUCUAGGGUGCUGGUAUUUCAGUGGAGAAAAAGUCAUACCCAUUUAAGCAAAUUGCAUGUUCCAGUGAUGGUGGAAGCUGCUCUGCAACCAUCUAGCAUCUAUCGUUGUGAAGAUGGAUUUGCCAAUGUAGCUGAUAGCACUAAAACUCUUUGGAAUUUAUUGUAUCAAGAAAGUCGUGUGGCACAGCCUACGUUCAGACAAGGCAAUCAUCAGAAUGUUGUAAUGAAAAUGAACCUCAAGGUAGCCUGUGGUGAUGUACGUACCUACUUUGAUAAUAGAUUUACUUUGAGCUGUGAAUCUUGCAGAGAUGCAAUCACUAUCCCCAAGAUCUCUCCCACAGAUGCUAUGUCAGAGGGAAAUCAUAAAAAGUACCAUUGGUUCAACUUCAUGAGGAAUUACUCAGACCAUUGCAAAUUAAAUAUUUUUUUCUGUCCUCUGAUUUCAAAAUUUUUGUGGUGUAAGAUUCCACAGUCCAUGAGGCACAUGCAUCUGGAGACUUCUCAGAAAGAGCAGUCCAACAACUUGUCUCGGCAGGCUACCAGCCAUGCAGAUGGGAGCUUCCAAGAUUCACCAAUGAGCGACUAUCGCUUGGACUCUAGUGAUGUCAUCCCUGAAAGAGGAAUUUUGGCAGGGUAUAGUGAGAAUGAGGUUAGAAUUCAAAAAGUGUAUCAGCUUUCAAUAUUUUCUCACCUUUCUAACUCUUCAAAUAGCUUGGAACAGAAAAAUUGCAAACGGAGUAUUAAAAGAAGUGUAACUGAACUUCAUCCAGAUCUUGAACUCAAUCAGAAAAGAAUUCACCUGCAUUGCAAAAAUUCCGCAACGUUGACUGAAAAUUUAAAUGCAUCUCAUUGUGGAGUUGAUAAUGAUAGUCUUUCUGAAAAAAACAUAGAAAAGGCAGGUGACUAUACAGAUCAACAAGAUGUUAGCUGCCAUGAUGAAGAACCAAUUGUGCAUGGUUCUGCACAACACUUUUGUCACAGUGGUUUGCAUGUUAUUGAACAUAAAGACUUCCAAGACAGUAUUUUGAUCGAAGAUGGUGAGACAGGCACACCUAGAAAUAAACUGGUGCCAACAACACCAACCUCUGAGAAAGAGGUUCAGCCUAUUACCAGCACUGGACUGCUAUCAUCUGAGAAAACACCUUCCUCUUUAGGACACUCAAGUGCAAUCUCUGUCAGAUGUACAGCAAAACGAAAGCUGCUAUCACCAACAAACGUAUUAGGGAAAGAUUUGUGCUCAGGGGAUGAAACCCCCUCUGUUGCAAAGAAAUGUAGGAUUCAGUUAACAAAUUCCAUCCCAGUGUCUUGCAGAAGUACUGAUGCCAAAGCAGCGCCUUUCUGGAAUCACUUACUUCCAUCCUCAAGAGAUGCAAACAAGAAUUCUGCUGACUGCAUCAGUGCUGCCAGAAGGUUAAAGAAUGGACUGCGUCUGAAAUCGAGACACCUAAGGAGUGCACUUGCAGGAGAAUCCAAUAAGUUUUCAUCAAGAAACAACACAAGUUUUUCUGUUAGUCGUUCUUUGCUUGGAAAUUUUGAGGAAUCCUUGUUAAAUGGCAGGUUUGCACCAUCAGGAAGAAUUGAAGGUUUUACAGCUGAACUUGGGGCAAGUGGAUCAUAUUGCCCACAGCAUGUAACAUUACCUGUGGAUGUGUCUUACUAUAAUAUUUCCGAACAUAGCGCCCCAUCACCAUUCCUGGGUGUGAUAAAUCUGGAAUCUUUGGGAAAGAAGGGUUACAAUGUCCCCAAGGCUGGAACCAUCCAAGUGACCUUAUUCAACCCAAACAAAACUGUGGUGAAAAUGUUUCUAGUAACUUAUGACUUCAGUGACAUGCCACCAAACCACAUAACACUCCUGCGCCACAGGAUCUUCCUUGUACCAGUGGAAGAAAAUGAAGGAACAUGUGAAAAUAUGGAAAAUUCGGAAGUAAAAAGAAAAGUCCUAUGUUACCUGAUUCAUUUAAGGUUUCAGAGUUCCAAGUCUGGAAAAAUCUACUUGCACAGUGAUAUUAGGCUGCUGUUUUCCCGAAAAUCAAGUGAAGUGGAUGCUGGGAUACCUUACGAGUUAAAGUCAUUUACAGAAAUGCCAAGAAAUCCAAAAUAUUCACCACGAGUUUAGCACAUCAAUUUCAAGACUAUCUAUAUUGGAAUUCAGUAAUUAUUUAUCUAGCAAUUGGUUCUAACUAUGGAGAAAGAUUUUCAGUUCAGUGUUAAAACGCAUGCUUUGUAAUAAAUAUUAAAGAUCUGUUUAAAGUGCAGUUUCCAAUGGUGUCAUUCUGUACAUUUUGAUUUUAAAAAGCACAGGAAACUUGCUUUAAUGUAGGCUUGAAAUAAUAUUUAAUAUACACUUUUGCUGUCAGUUGAUGGAAAUUUAAUUCUUUAACCUCAAUAUCAAAAUCCCAUUUUACUUUGAAACAUUGAUCUAUUUAUCUUAAAUAUCUUUCAUUGCCUAUAUUAAUAAUUAUUGUAAUUGUGUGUUCCCUGAUUCAUAAACUGUCAGGACCACAAAAGACACAUUUGCAGUUUGGGAAUAAAUAAUAGUUUGAUUUAACUCUUUAAUUUAUAGGUCUUGUGCAAAAAUCUUUACAAUACUUAAUGUACAAUGUGAAUAUUGCUGCUUCCAGAUUUACUUUCAGAAAACCUUUCCUUCUCCAAAAACUUAAUUUUCUGCCUAGUAGGUUUAUAAAUCUCACUGAAAAGUUAAUUUUGCUGCAGAAACUAAUUUUAACUUGUUCUAAUCUUCUCCCACUUAGAAAUAAUACUAACAAGGCCAUUGGGAAGGGAAAGGGAAGGUGAGAAAAACUGGUUGAAUUGGCAAUAGUUUAGACCUUUUUUCAAUUUAAAUUCACUCAUUUUACAAUUAUGUCCAACUUUCGGCGUUUGGCAAUGGCAAAGAGCUGUUCUCUGGAUGGGAGCUGAGGUAGGAAUCUCUUCCUUUUAUUUUUCCACCACCAACUAGGGAAUCCAUGAGACAAAGGGGUGAACACUGAUUUAGUUUUGUAAUUUUUGGUUAAUUCCCCAAUCAACAGAAGAAUAUCAAGCCUCUGCUUUCCCCUUGAUGCUUCAACUGUUAAUGUCCUUUUACUUGGCACACACACAUUGAUUAUAAAUGCACUGUGAUGUUUGGUGAUAGUUAAUGAACUUUUAUAUUUGCCAAAGUGUUUGAGAAAGGGUGAGUUUCUUCGAUGUUCUGAUAACUAACCCUUCAUUCUGGAGUAAAUGAAACUUUUUGUAUGGGCAAACUGUAGAUUAAAGAGUUAAUUAAAAUGUUUCCUAAUGUUAAUUUUACUUUUCAUUAUGCACUGUGUAGUAUUAUAUUCAGAAGGUACGCUUCAGAAAAUACAUUAGUUUUUGUUCUUAAUAUUAUUGUUGUUCAAACUCCUAAACCUACUAAUCAUAUUGUUGAAACAGUUGUAGAAACAUAAAGCUAAGUGAAGUAGAUUGUAUUUUUUGAUGGAAUAAACUGCUGUAAAAAUA